CCCGAUCUGCAUUCUCAUCAAAGGUGGAAUAUUUUUAACGUUUCUGGAAACCGAAGUGGAGCUUCCUCUUCCUUUGGAUUAAUCGCAGAUGCAAUUUGGGAGAAACUAAAGGUGGCUGCAGAGAGGAAGCUUCUCCUUGUUGGACCACAGAUAUAUACGGACUUUGCAGAAGCCAAGAUUCCAGCAUUCAUAGAUUACCUGGGAACUGUUGUUGAGAUGGAAGAGGACAUGUUCUGCUACAUUCAUGAAGGCGGUCAGCUAGUUAACUGUGCUGGAGGGUCUGUAGAAUAUCAGGGUGGUCGUACCGAAUCCAUGGUUGUUAGCCGGCAUAUGUCACAUAGUGAUUUCGUUUCAAAACUUUGUGAUGAAUUGCACUUUGACCGGAAUUCUAUCAAAUUGGAAUUCACCGUCAAGUUUGACCCAUCAAUUCUACUAUCGUUGCAUGAUGAUGCAGCCAUACUUAAGAUGUUUCGAUUCAAUGAAAGGUUUUGUCGAGUAUAUGUCUCAUCAUCAAGUGAAGUUGUUGAAGCGUGUAUAUCAUCGACUAGUGCCCCUACUCCUAUUGUUGGUUCAAAUUCGGCACAUGUACUUUCCUCCGGUGGUGAUCUGCCAAUUGAUAUUUGUAAUGACUCUCUUACAAUUGAGUCAUAUGGGUUUUCCCAAAGAUGUGCUGAAUCAAAUAUACUCGAACGUGACUCAAGGCGGUUUGAAAAUUCCAUUAUGGGUAGUGGACAUACCUUCCCCAAUGCUGCCAAGUUCCGUGAUGCUGUGUAUUUGAUGUCAAUUGCUGGUAGAUUCCGUUAUUGCUUCAAGAGGAAUAGUACGAAACACAUGACGGUUGUUUGCACAGUUAAUGAAUGUCCUUGGAAAGUCACAGCUCGUGCAAUUGGGGAAUCGAACAUCGUUCAGGUUCACACUUUUCAAAACUGCCAUAAUCAUAGUUUGGAAGAUGUUGUCGCAUGCCAACCUUUAGUGAGAUCCAAUCGUGCUUCAUUGCUUAUUGAUGAUGUCAUACGGUCCACUCCCGAUUACCAACCCCGCCAAAUUUGUAAGGACUUUCAAAGGCAACAUGGGAUGCAAUUGACAUAUCUUCAAGCAUGGAAUAUCAAGGAGAAGGCAAAUGAACGCAUUUAUGGAGAACCCAAAAAUUAUUACAAAUUUUUGCCUUGGAUGUGUGAGAAAAUGGUUGCAACAAAUCCGGGGAGCAUUGUUGAGUUGAGACAUUCAAGUGAUGGGCAUUUUGAGCAACUCUUUGUUGCUCAUUCGAUAUCUAUCCAAGGGUUUGCAAUGGGGUGUCGGCCAAUCAUUGCUAUUGACUCCGCGCAUAUGAGUGGGCCAUAUGGGGGUGCGUUAUUUUCAGCCACCGCAUACGAUGCUAAUGACUCUAUGUUCCCCUUAGCCUUUGGCGUGAUGAGCUUAGAAAAUUAUGAUGAUUGGUCUUGGUUUUUGAAAAACUUGAAGAAGGUUGUUGGAGAUAAGGAAGUCGUUAUUAUCUCGGAUAGACGUCCUGCUCUUCUUCGUAGUGUUCCUGAAGUGUUUGGCCUUGAAAACCACGCCUACUGUUACCGUCACUUGAAGGAAAAUUUCAGCUCUUUUUUGAGCAAACAUAACACAAAAGGGAACAAAGGUAAAGAAAAUGCACUCCAAUUGCUUGAUAGUAUUGCCUAUGCAAGGUUAGAGCAUGAUUACAACGUUUCCAUGUUUGAACUACGGAAAUACAAUGACACUUUGGCCACAUGGGUUGAAGAAAAUGCACCCGAACAUUGGGCUAUGUCAAAAUUCCCAAAACAAAGAUGGGAUAAAAUGACCACAAACCUUGCCGAGUCAUUUAAUGCUUGGUUAAGGAAUGAAAGACAUCACUCCAUUUGUAACUUUCUAAUGGAGCAUAUGACUAAGUUAGGUUCUAUGCUUGUCAAACAUAAAGAGGAAUCGAACAAUUGGAAGGGAUGUAUAGGGCCAAAAAUUGAAGACAAAGUGCAGCAGAAAAUUGCCAAGGGUGAGGUGUAUCCGGUCACUCCUUUCAUGAACGGAAUAUUUGGGGUUUCUAUCGGAAGCACCUUCUUGAAUGUGGACAUUAUGAAGCGUACUUGCACAUGUAGGGGUUGGGAAAUGUUGGGAAUCCCUUGUGAACAUGCGGCGGCCGUUAUUCUUUCCAUCGGUCAGAAUGUUAUUGAUUUUGUUCAAGAUUGGUACAAAUUCCCAAUGCAAGAGUUGAUUUACUCGGGCUCCUUCUCCGGUAUAGAGACCCAUGACAUGCCAAUCGUGGAUAAUGAUGGUUUGGUUCGAUCUAUCACCGGUGAAGUUUUCUUCUCUCUUAAUCCUCCCCAUACCAAACGCCCUCCCGGAAGACCAAGGAAGAAGCGCCUUGAGUCCCAAUUUCAAGAUAAACGGACUGUCUAUUGCUCAAGAUGUCAUACUUCUGGGCACAACAGGAAAACGUGCAAGAAUCCUUUGUCUUAAGUGCAAUGCUGUCACGUUUUUCCCUUAUUGAAACUAUGUUCCAUUGUAUUUCCAUUACAUGUUUUGAAGACUCUUUCUAAAGGUUGUUACAAACCAAGAACACAUUUGUAACACUUAUCAUUGGUGUGUUGUAAUGGGUAAUAUUACAUCCACAUCAUUUCUCCUGUUUUUCUUCUUUUUUCAUGAUAUCCAACCUUUCCUACUUCCAUGAACACGGGUUUCCUCUUAUGAGCAGUUGAUGAAGUUAAUGGUCUCUUUGUAUUGUGUAA
Vitis riparia (riverbank grape) is the source of this 2729-nucleotide messenger RNA. RefSeq lists its product as uncharacterized. Bases 217 to 2460 code for a protein of 747 amino acids. Gene Ontology annotation, molecular function: zinc ion binding. The record is from RefSeq and is a predicted model, not a curated record. NCBI's taxonomy places the organism in Eukaryota, Viridiplantae, Streptophyta, Magnoliopsida, Vitales, Vitaceae. The transcript has 5 exons.